AUGGUUGACAGGAGCUUGCUACACUUUCGUAAAAACGCUAAUAACACGAUGGUAGUCCAAAAAAAGUAUGCACAUACCGGCUCGGAUGUCGCCCGGGUGAACAAGGUCCGCGCUGCAGCUUUGGGUACUAGAGGCUGCAGUGUAAAGUAUGCUACCGAGUCCCAAAAAGAUAGACUGAAGAUGGGGUUGACAGUUAGAGUUUGGAAUGUCAGGUCAUUGUGGCAGACAGGGGCUUACGCGUUGAUGGAGAAAGAACUUGAACGAUUCAGAUAUGAUGUGGUUGGUCUGUGUGAGAUCCGAUGGACAGGAGGUGGAGAAAUGGAAGGUGGGAAGAUAUUAUGGUCUGGAACAGAGAGGGAGCACGUCUAUGGAGUUGGAAUGGUUAUUGGCGAAAAAGCAAAAAAAGCACUGUUGGAGUACAAUCCAGUGAAUGAAAGAAUGAUGUAUGCGAGGUUUAAGGGAUACCCGAGAGACAUUGAUGUGGUAGUGGCCUUUGCUCCAACAAUGGAUCACUCGGAUGCAAAAAUCGAGGCAUUCUACGAUCAACUGGAGCAAACAUUGAAUGUACUGCCAAAGAAAGAUGUUAAGAUUAUCACCGGAGAUUGA
Messenger RNA from Helobdella robusta, 606 nucleotides. RefSeq lists its product as hypothetical. Lineage: Eukaryota; Metazoa; Annelida; Clitellata; Rhynchobdellida; Glossiphoniidae. The transcript has a single exon. Bases 1 to 606 code for a protein of 201 amino acids. The record is from RefSeq and is a predicted model, not a curated record.